CAUGAGAAGAUCAAUUAUUGAUUCCAACACAAAUGACCAAAUUGCUAUUAAAGGCUUUAUUUCCGCUGAAGUAGGGGCACUUAGAAAAGAAAUAGCGAAUUUAACGGGACGUUUCCUAUCCCUGGAAUCUAUUUAUCGGGCUACAACAGAAGAAUUAUAUUCAGUAGAAUUAACAAUUAAAAUGUAUAAACAAGAAAUGGAGUUUCUUGAGCUUGAGGAAGAAAAUAUUUUAUCACAUAAAGAAAAUCUCAUUGCUGAGAAUCAUGGAUUACUAGCUCUGUUGAAAAUAUGUAACGAAGAUCUUUCUGAUAGGGAAGAGAAAAAACAGCAAAAAACAUCGACAACAUUUUCUACGGCGAUAGCCAACGAAAUUGAUAAAAGAAUUGCUCAACAUCUCCCUGAGGAUACUACUAUUUUCUCUAAUAUUACGGGCCAAAUACUAAAAAAGGAUCAAUUUAGGAAAAGAAAUAUAAAAAGUAAAACUUCUGAACGAGGGUCUAAAAUUUUAUCUCCAAUGGCAUCGUCAGCUAACAGUUACCGUCGUAAAGCUUAUCAAGACAUAUAUUUAUUCUAA
Messenger RNA from Dimorphilus gyrociliatus, 574 nucleotides. The record is from the annotation of a GenBank genome assembly. NCBI's taxonomy places the organism in Eukaryota, Metazoa, Annelida, Polychaeta, Dinophilidae.